AUGGUAAUGUCCGCCGCAUCGACCGCCGCCAGAUCCAUUUUCCGGUCGCCAGCCGUCCGUAGCGCCGCCACGAGAUUCGCCACCGAGGCAAAAUCAGCUCGCUCCGCCCCCUUCCGCCUCCCAUCUAGAGCUCCUCUACUCGCGCACCGCGUCCUCAGGAACCCCGUCGAAUUGAGCGCGUGCCUGGAGUCGAUGCAGCCGUACCACACAGCUACGGCAUCCGCCUUGAUGACGUCGAUGCUCACAGUCUCUAGCUGCGGUUAUGGUUGGCUCCCGGAAGGUAUCUAA
This is a messenger RNA of Striga hermonthica, 288 nucleotides long. The record is from the annotation of a GenBank genome assembly. NCBI's taxonomy places the organism in Eukaryota, Viridiplantae, Streptophyta, Magnoliopsida, Lamiales, Orobanchaceae.